Messenger RNA from Ictalurus punctatus (channel catfish), 3499 nucleotides. Its product is annotated as SRSF protein kinase 3. Gene Ontology annotation, biological process: regulation of mRNA processing; spliceosomal complex assembly; protein phosphorylation. The record is from RefSeq and is a predicted model, not a curated record. Lineage: Eukaryota; Metazoa; Chordata; Actinopteri; Siluriformes; Ictaluridae. Gene Ontology annotation, molecular function: ATP binding; protein kinase activity. The transcript has 13 exons. The coding region runs from base 1928 to 3103 and encodes 391 amino acids.
AGCUGACAGGUCAGUCCAAGUGUCAGCCUACUUUCGGUUUGAGGGAAGCUUCAUAAUGCAAUGUUCAGAAUACUGAAGAAUAUCAGAUAUUGUGGAGGAUUUGGAGGAUAUUACACGUCAUUAAUCAAUUUUGAAUGAACAAAAACACUUGGAAAUUGGUCUCCAUGAUGGUGGUGUAUCCGGAGCUGAUCCCAGACAUGAGGCAGGAAUGCAACCUGAAUGGGACACCAGUCCAUCGCAGGGCACCAUGUAUACACACAUUCAUACACUCAGUCAAUUUAGUUUAAGUCAAUCCACCUAGCAGAACUCAGAGAAACCUAUGCAGACACAGGAACCACACAGACAGUAGCCCGAGCUAAGGAUUGAACCUGUAGUUUUGAGCCGGCAUUGUUACCUGCUGCAGAAGCAACAUAGUACAUUCAUCCCUCCAUCCAUCCAUUUUCUUUACCACUUAUCCUACACAGGGUUGCGGGAGCCUGAAGUCUAACCCAGGGGACUUGGGACACCUGGGGGGGGACACCCCGGACAGCGUACCAACUGAUCGCAGGGCACAAUCAUACACACACUCAUACACUACGGACAAUUUAAAAAUGCCAAUCAGCCUACAAUGCGUGUAUUUGGACUUGGGGAGGAAACCGCCAAAGCAUGGGGAGAACAUGCAAACUCCAUGCACAUAGGAGGCAAGACUCAAAUCCCCAUCCAUGGAGGUGUGAAGCAAACAUGCUGACCACUAAUCAACCAUGCCUCCCCAAGCAACAUAGUCUUGUCAUGAAAUCUUCAAAUGUAGAUAUUUAAAGCUAUUACAUUACUUAUAUCCAUCCAUCCAUCCAUCUUCUACCACUUACUCCUUUUCAGGUUCACGGGGAACCUGGAGCCUAUCCCAGGAAGCAUCGGGUACAAGGUGGGGUACACCCUGGACAGGAUGCCAGUCCAUUGCAGGGCACACUCACACACACAUUCAUACACUACGGACACUUUAGACACGCCAAUCAGCCUACCAUGCAUGUCUUUGGACUGGGGGAGGAAACCGGAGUACCCGGAGGAAACCCCCUACAUUACUUAUAUUUAUUCUUAAUCAUUGUUGCUGCAUUAUAUAUUUAUAUCACCUAAAGGACAAUUUCAUCCUGUACCUUUCUAGCAUUCUGUUCAAUCAUUACACAAAAAACCAUGUCUUUUUCUGCUUCUCUUCACCGUGUUGUUUUCUGUGUCCUCAGUAGUUAAUUUGUAGAGUUUCUCCUUGUUUGUGCCCUAAUCUCUGUGCAUUAUUGUGUGUUAACAAGCUCAUGUGAAUUGGAGCAAGAGGUCUGGGAACAACAUGCCAAACUUUCCACAUCAUGGGAUAUAAAUUGCUGUGUGGCGUGCGUUUAAGGAUAGUGAUGUCAUGUUUGCCGAAGGCAGUACCAUUUAUAGCUUGCUGAUAACUCAGUAUCUGACUGAAAUAAGUUUACACACCCUACAAGUGGACAAUGCGCAUUAUUAUUAUUGUUAUUAUUAUUAUUAUUAUUAUUAUUAUUAUUAUUAUUAUUAUUAUUAGACAUUAUAUGUACUUGUUUGCUUAAUUUUAAUUCGGUAAGAAUAUGGAAUCAGUCAUAGGAAAACUGCUUUGUUCAAUUGUUUUACAAAAACUACUGUUUUUAUUUAAAAUAUCAAAGGUUUCCUUUUGAUGGCUGAAGUUAAGAUUAGUGUUAGAUUUAGGUAAAUUAAUAAUUAAUUACCUGCAUGAAUAUUUAUGUGAAUAAUGUCCUCACAAUGUGUGUGUGUGUUUGUGUGUGUGAGAGAGAGAGAAAAAGAGAGAGAGUAGGAGGUGUAAAGUGGAGAGAGAGAGAGAGAGAGAGAGAGAGAGAGAGAGAGAGAGAGAGCUUUCCCAGGAACAAAUCCACAGCACACAGUGAAGUCUCUGUAAAAAACUGAAGCCAAAGCCACCAUCAUGCAGACCAGCAGCAGCCAGUGCUUUCACAUACCCAAUAAAAAGUCUCAUAUUAAAAGAGCGCUGUACGCUGAUGAGAGAAAUGAUGAUAAUGCAGAAGAGGAGGAGGAUCCAAGAGAAUAUUGCGAUGGUUUGCACCUCUGUUAUGUUCAAUAUGGAGGCUACCACCCUGUAAGAGUGAGCGAUGUUUUUAAUAAGAGGUAUAAGGUUCUGUCCAAGUUGGGUUGGGGCUACUUCGCUACUGUGUGGCUCUGCGUGGACCUCAGGUCUGGAAGGUAUGUAGCAGUGAAGAUCCUGAAAAGUGGAUCUGGCUUCACGCAGGCUGGCCAAGAUGAGUUAUCACUACUGCGCUGUGCCAGCAGUCCCUCAGCCUGUCACCCACUGAGAGGACGCAUUGUGCAACUGCUCGAUGAGUUCAAAAUAGCUGGUGUUAAUGGCAUCCAUGUGUGUCUGGUCCUGGAGUUGCUGGGUCCAGAUCUACGCUGUUGGCAGGUGUGUUUUGGCAAACCUGGCCUCUCACUCACAUGUGUCAGAAGAAUAAUCACUCAGGUGCUUGAGGGUCUUGACUAUCUGCACACACACUGUAAGAUCAUCCAUGCAGACAUCAAGCCUGAGAACAUCCUGCUUUGUUUGGGGCAGCAGCCUGUAGCACACACAACACACGUAAAUCCUGAGAACAUUGCAGUGAAAAUCACAGACCUGGGCAGCUCCUGCUGGGUGUAUAAGCACUUCUGCGAGAAGAUCCAGACCCAGCAGUAUCGGGCUCUAGAAGUUCUGUUGGGUUCUGAUUACGGGCCUCCUGCUGAUAUCUGGAGUGUAGCCUGCAUGGCUUUUGAGCUUGCCACUGGUGACCCGUUAUUUGAGCCCAAAACUGGAAAGAAUUUCUCUUUGGAAGAAGACCAUCUAGCACAUAUCAUUGAGCUGCUGGGAAAUAUCCCUGCGUCAGUGGCUCUGUCUGGGAAAUAUUCGUCAAAGUACUUCAACAGCAGGGGAGACCUGCAGAGAAUUCCUACCCUUCGUUGCUGGGGGUUGUAUGAAGUCCUGAUAGAGAAAUAUCAUUUCCUUCUUCAAGAGGCAACUCUCUUCUCUGACCUUCUGCUCCAAAUGCUGGACUUCCUGCCAGAGCGGAGAGUGACAGCAGCUCAGUGUCUCAAACACGCAUGGCUGAAACUGUGACUUUACAUUCCCUUUUAACCUUUAAAACCCUUCAGAUAUUUGACCUUUUACAAUUUAAUGUUUGAAUGGAUCAAUUUUUUGUCAAUACAAGGUUUGGUGCUUAAAAUUCUAUGACUUAAAAAUCGUCAUCAUAUUAUGACUAUUUAGACAGUGAAGUUUUUGUAUUCCAGCUCAGGGAACAAGGACUAUGAAAACAAAGGACAGAAUGUCAGCUGAAAUAUGAGCCAUAUAGAAAUUACAGCUCUUUUUAUACACAGUCAAGGAUAAAUGACGAUAAGGUUUAAUAAUAUACUACAAGUCUUUUGCAAUCAAUGAGUGUCUAAAUGUAUAUGUGUAUAUGAUAUGUUUUUUCUGCUUAUCUUAAUAAACAGAAAUAUAAACAUUAUCACUAACUUA